AUGAAUUCGACCAGGGCCGAACUGAGCGAGAAACGCCCCUCCCAAAGCUCUACAUCCGAGUCCCAUUCGGUCAGCUUUCAAAACUACCCGGUAUCCCUAGUGCCUCCUGGAGAACCUCGGCUUCAGCACAGCUCACAACAGUCCAUAGCAAAUUUAGAAAGCCAAGAACCUGGAGCGACUUCGCCCCCUCCUACAGCAGCUACGACUGCUCCCUCGCGUUCUUAUCAUCCCUUGUCUUGGCCAGUCCUUACUCUCCUAGCAUUGCCUUCUGUACUCGGUGUUCUUGCCCGUCUUGGGAUCCAUUCCUUGACGACUUACGAUGGCGACAGUGUCUUUGCCCUUGCUUGGGUGCAAGGGAUGGGAUGCUUCGUUAUGGGUCUUGCUUUAGGCAAAAGACAAACGAUUUCAGAUUUCUAUCCGCCGUUGUACACUGCUAUCACGACAGGAUUCUGUGGAUCAUUAACCACAUUCUCCAGUUGGCAGCUAGAUGUAUUUCAGGCUUGGUCUAACGCUGGCGGUUUUCACAGAGGCUGGCUGCGAGACGUUAUAGACGGCCUUACGAAAUCCGCCGUUACAGCACUGGUCUCGUUGGGGGGAUUGAGCUUUGGUCUACAUAUUUCAACUCAUAUUCCCUUCAAACCUCCUCGAUUCAGGCCGAACUCGGCCCACGGCAAAAUUAUGGGAAUUUUAUCAUUAUUAUCCUAUCUUGCAACCAUUCCUCUCUACUUCAAACUUUCGCCCAAAUUUCGAAUUGAUGCUACAUCGGCUUUAUUAUUCUCAUUUCCUGGCACUCUUACAAGGCAUAUCCUUGGAACAUAUUUUAAUGCUCUACGAGCCAAUCUUCCCAUUGGUACGCUGGGAGCAAACUCCCUUGGGACCGGACUUCUGGCUGCUUUUCAUGUCAUCCAACGCACACCUGUGACACCUACUGCUUGCGCUAUCCUCCAAGGACUGAUCGAUGGGUAUUGUGGUUGUUUAACUACUAUCAGUACAUUUGCCGUCGAGAUUAGGGGGCUCAAAGGCUGGCAUGCUUGGAGAUAUUUUGCUUUGAGCUACAUUAUUGGACAAUUACUUAUGGUAGCCAUAGUUGGCGGCUCCUGGUGGAGUGGAAGGGUGAAAGAGCAUGGGAUGUGCUCCGGACCAAUAUAG
Messenger RNA from Rhizoctonia solani, 1149 nucleotides. Its product is annotated as CrcB domain protein. The transcript has 4 exons. Gene Ontology annotation, molecular function: fluoride transmembrane transporter activity. Gene Ontology annotation, biological process: fluoride transmembrane transport. Bases 1 to 1149 code for a protein of 382 amino acids. Lineage: Eukaryota; Fungi; Basidiomycota; Agaricomycetes; Cantharellales; Ceratobasidiaceae. The record is from RefSeq and is a predicted model, not a curated record. Gene Ontology annotation, cellular component: membrane.